CCAGCAAUUCUCCAUGACAAAAAUAUUUGCGCAUAACGUCUCCAGGACUACUCCGUUACUUUUCUAGUAUUUUUCCAGGAUUUCUCCAGGAAUGUUCCUGGAAUUCUCCAGGAUUCUCCAGCACUACUCACGGAUAUCCCCAUGACCACCCCAUGAACACGAUAGAACCUUACCUAACCUAACCUGACCUAACCUUACCUAACCUAACCUUAUCUAACCUAACGCAAAACGCAUCCCAGCAUAGGAUCAAACCCACCACCGCUUAAGGACUUCCAAAUACCCUUCCAGGAUUUCUCCAGCAAUUCUCCAUGACAAAAAUAUUUGCGCAUAACGUCUCCAGGACUACUCCGUCUCUUAGGAUGGGCCAAGUAUCACACCCAACGAAGACAAUCAUCCUAUCACGUCCUUCGACGGCAAAUAGUUUCCACAGUUGCUACUGCGUCGUUCAAAAACCCAUUUCCAUGCAUGAUAUGAACUGUAAUGAUUUUGAUAGCCUGCGCGUUAAACAACUGCUGAACGUCGUAAGGGCUCCGAAGUUCUGAGCCAAUUAGCGCGUUAUCGUAUUAGCGCCAGGUAAGUAUCCUAUUUGCAACGGGGACAUUCUGGAGAGCGAAGUGGAUGUUCGUCAGUGGUGCUCCAUUCUUGUCCUGUAUUCGAGGCGCCAAGAUGUUUAAGCGCACACCAUUACUGGGCUACGCCGUGGCCAUAGCAACAUCAACAUGGCUGUUAAGAUGCACGCAAGGGGCCAGAUACGUGAAUCAAGAAGCUACAAUGCCAGCUGAAACGAGCUUGUCUCUUCGUGAUAUUCUGCCCACAAACGUAAAACACUACGAUAAGAACAGAGCCCCGAAAUUCCAAGGAAAACCCACAAUAGUGUAUUUCCACGUCACUGUACUGUCAAUUGAUUCUAUAGAUGAGGAGUCGAUGACGUACGUCGCUGACAUCUUCCUGGCGCAGAGUUGGCGAGAUGCGAGACUCAGACUGCCAGAGUACAUGAGCGAGGACUAUCGAAUUUUGGAUGUGGACUGGCUUCAUAACAUCUGGAGGCCCGACUGCUUCUUCAAGAACGCCAAGAAAGUGACGUUCCACGAGAUGAGCAUCCCCAACCAUUACCUGUGGCUGUACCAUGACAAGACUCUUUUAUAUAUGUCGAAGUAAGUAUCGAGGACUGAACGUAUCAUCAGAGCAGACAGCAUCUGACCACAGGAGACGGAAUUCGUUUCUUUUUUGAUGGAAGGAUCCUUGUCACAUACAGUGGACGACUUGGUAUUCAUAUGGAACGUCACUGAUCCCCUAGUUGUGAACCCAGACAUCGAACUUCCGCAACUCGACAUUUCUAACAAUUACACUGCAGACUGCACAAUUGAAUAUUCUACAGGUAAUUUUACUUGUCUAGCUGUGGUUUUCAACUUGAGGCGAAGACUAGGGUACCACUUGUUCCACACUUACAUCCCAUCUGCUCUGAUCGUGGUCAUGUCUUGGAUCUCGUUCUGGAUCAAACCCGAGGCUAUUCCAGCUCGGGUCACCCUCGGCGUUACUUCACUCCUAACACUUGCAACACAAAACACACAGUCUCAGCAGUUACUUCCACCAGUAUCCUACGUGAAAGCCAUCGACGUGUGGAUGUCAUCUUGCUCUGUGUUCGUUUUCCUGUCCCUAAUGGAGUUCGCUGUCGUAAACAAUUACAUGGGUCCAGUGGCAACCAAAGCUAUGAAAGGCUAUUCAGAGGACGAUAUAACAAAUGCUGUAGAAGACUUCAAGGACGAGGGACCCACAGUUCGAAGCCCCAUCAGGUCGCUGUCUGUGACCCCACAGUACGCUACUUUCUGCAACGGACGCCAGACGGCGUUGUACAUCGAUAAAAUAUCUCGAUUCUUCUUCCCAUUCUCCUUCCUUAUUUUAAACGUCGUGUAUUGGUCAUCCUUCCUAUAAGCACAACUACUGUUAACUAUUGAAAUUAGUAUGUGAACUUCAUCCAAUAAUAUCUCGUGGUAAAUGGUAAAGAGACGCCUAUCCAGUUGAAGUCCCAUUUACCUGUAUAAAUUUUAUUUAUAGAACUACUUUCAAUGGCUGAAUUCCCAAAGGAAUAAACAAGCAAACAUCAAAGGAAGGGAAAACACCUGAUCUGCGCUUUAGAACACAGAAAUAGCAAUAGUUUAUUAGUGACUAAAAGGUUUUGAAGCCGUGUUGACUCGUCGGUCGAUGCCAUCUUCAGGGCUAAAAAUAGAGACAGUAUGUUACUCCUAAACGUUGGCAUCUAUCAAGUCUAAACGGCGCCCAAAUGCAGAUAAUCACCACCACCAUCAAAUUCACAUCUAACCAGGAUAAAUAAAACUCUUGUCUUCAUGGCAAACAUCCAAUUUUCUGAAAGUCAACAAAACUUCUAAUAACUGCUGGUAGCUGUUAGGAAUGUAAACAAGCAGUCAGGAGUUGUCCUGGUUCUUGUCAGUCACGAAAAUACACACGUGAUACAACGGGUUCCACAAACUCUUCCCAGUCCAAAAAAAUUAUACUGUUCAGAUAACAAGUUAUCUGUGUUCGACUAGUCAAAUGGCCCUCAUUCUAUACAAAGGGAACGUCCAUUACUGUGUUCUCAAGAGCUCGCCGCAUGUCCACAUUAAUCCACUUUACUGCCAUUUUAAAAUUAUUAUCCAGUCUACACGUAGGACUUUAAAGUGUUCUCAUAUCUUCAAGUUUCCCUAACAACUGUUUACAUAUUUCUUAUAUCACCUAUGCGUGAUGUAUGUCUUGCUAAAAUCGUCUUCGAUCUGACCACCCUCUAAAUUGUGAAGCUCCUCAUCAUGUAUUUCUCUCCAGCCUCCGGAUACUUCCUCCCUUUUAGAGCUAUAUAUUGUCCUCAGCAUAGCAAAAUGUUCUCAAAUAUUCCGCCAUUAUAUAAAUAUAAACACGUGAAUGAAUAAAGACGCAAGGAAUAAUACAGCCUUCAUUCUUACACAUCUGAAUAUCUGACCCGUACUCUGAGAGAUCAGAUAUACAAUCCUGAGUGAUAAAUUU
This is a messenger RNA of Zootermopsis nevadensis, 3015 nucleotides long. NCBI's taxonomy places the organism in Eukaryota, Metazoa, Arthropoda, Insecta, Blattodea, Termopsidae. The record is from RefSeq and is a predicted model, not a curated record.